Messenger RNA from Synchytrium microbalum, 2025 nucleotides. RefSeq lists its product as uncharacterized. The record is from RefSeq and is a predicted model, not a curated record. NCBI's taxonomy places the organism in Eukaryota, Fungi, Chytridiomycota, Chytridiomycetes, Synchytriales, Synchytriaceae. Gene Ontology annotation, molecular function: oxidoreductase activity; copper ion binding. The transcript is spliced from 10 exons. The coding region runs from base 1 to 2025 and encodes 674 amino acids.
AUGAGGUUGACUACCACCACAUUUUGUGCUUUAGCACUUGCAACAUUCGCUUCUGUAAACGCAGGAGGCUGGCACAAAGAUGAUCAAAAAGAAUCAAGUUACAAUAACAAUGAUCACGGUGGUAGUAAUCACAAUUCUCAUGGUGAUGACGAUGGUUCCUCUGAUUAUGAUCACAAUGGUGGUGGUGAACUUAGUGGUGGAGGAGUUGUGUAUAACUUGGGUGGUACUGCUUCACUCCCAUUUACCCAAGUCAAUGGUGUCAAGUACUACACUAUGGUUCUCACACUUGGAAACGUUUCCGCGGAUGGAUUCGUCUUUAAUCAAGGCAUAUUAAUCAAUGGUGUCUUUCCUGGUCCAGCCUUGGUUGCCACUGAAGGCGAUACUGUCUCUAUCAAUGUCGUGAAUCAACUGAGUGAACCAACAUCUAUGCACUGGCACGGUCUCUUCCAAUCUGUUACACCCUAUGCUGAUGGAGCUACAUACGUUACGCAAUGUCCCAUUCCUGUUGGCGAUUCGUUCACGUACACCUUCCAAAUCAAGCAACACGGAACGUACUGGUAUCACUCUCACUACGAUGCACAGUACGAGCAUGGAAGUCGUGGUCCCAUCAUCUUGAUGUCUGCUCAUGACAAGACCAUUGCUGCUGGUGCUUCAGACCGAGUUAUAACGCUUGGUGAUUGGUACCACUUAAACGGCUCAACUCUGUUGCAACAAUUCUUUGACCCAAUCAACAAUCCAACAGGUGCCGAACCAGUGCCAGAAUCUGGCCUCAUUAACGGUAAAGGACAAUACAACUGCUCUGGACUCCUCGCUGCCGGCUUGAUUCCAAACACAUCAGUCUGUACCCACGACCAAUACGCUGAGGUCAAGGUUGCUGCUGAUGGUCGAUACCGUGUUCGUGUCAUCAACCAUUCCGCUUUCACUUCAUGGAUUUUGAAAAUCGAUGGAAUCAAGUUUGUUAUUGUUGAAUUGGAUGGUACUGAUGUUCAUCCUACUCCUGUUGAUACUCUUCUCGUUGAUAUUGCUCAACGUGUGACCUUCUACUUGGCCCCAUCUGAUCAAGGAGUCGAAGAGGGAAGAUACGUUAUCAAUGCUACCAUGCAAUCUCAGUUCUAUCCAUACGUCAACCCAAAUCUCAACCCCACCGUCAUCGGAUACUUGAUUGUUGGAGAAGAUGUCCCAGUGACUCAAAUUGCUGCACAAAAUGCUACUAUUUUGGACUCGCAGGGCUUUGUCUCGCUAGCUGAUGCAACAAACGUUACUACCUUUACAUGGCCCAAACCUCUUGGUCACAUCCCUGCUUUACAAAUCACACCUACUACACCAGCCCAACGAUAUAUGUUUGAAUUCCGAUUUGACAAUGACGUUGCAACUGGCAGCAACUAUGCGUUCGUAUGGCUCUACCAUUACGUCAACGGUCAAUGGGUCAAGAGAUUUGGAGCUUCAUCAUGGCACCCAGACAACAACACCGCACUUCAACUCAGUAUUGAUGGUGCCAAAUCUGGCAAUUUGGUAACCGACACCAGUUCCGGCAAUUUUGCCCGUCAAUGGAAUGCUGUACCUCUCACACUUGGUGAUGUUGUUGAAAUAACAUUUGUCAACCAUGAAACAGUUCCUCAUCCAUUCCAUUUCCACGGCCACAACGCACAAAUACUGGGUCGUGGAGCCAUGCAGCAAGUCAACGGCACAGACAUCCUCCCCAUCAUAUCCGACAUUGACGCGGCAAUCCAAGCCACAACUGGCCUCAACUACCCACCAAUUCGUGACGUUGCAGCUGCACCACCAGUGGGUUGGAUGACGAUGCGAUUUGAGGCCAACAAUCCAGGAACAUGGACCUUCCAUUGUCACGUUGACUGGCACUUAGCGGCUGGUUUAUUAAUGACGAUGGUUGAAGGACAAGAAGCAUUAGCCAAAACACAGUUGCCAAGUGACUGGAACCGAUUGUGUGCUGAUUCUAAAGCUAAGGGGUUGUUGCCACCACCUGCUGGUAGCAAUAACAGGGUAUCUCUUAACUUCCCAGUAUAA